Zingiber officinale is the source of this 2877-nucleotide messenger RNA. RefSeq names its product phospholipase D delta-like. Gene Ontology annotation, biological process: phospholipid catabolic process; phosphatidylcholine metabolic process. Gene Ontology annotation, cellular component: plasma membrane. The record is from RefSeq and is a predicted model, not a curated record. NCBI's taxonomy places the organism in Eukaryota, Viridiplantae, Streptophyta, Magnoliopsida, Zingiberales, Zingiberaceae. The transcript has 8 exons. Bases 333 to 2864 code for a protein of 843 amino acids. Gene Ontology annotation, molecular function: calcium ion binding; D-type glycerophospholipase activity.
UUAAUUUAUUUACAGAAUUAACUGAAUACUACAUUCUCUUUGUUGGAGUUAUGGGAUUCAUUCAUUCUAGUGGUAGGUAUUUCCCAUGUAACCGAAAUAACCGCUCCACCAACAGCAAGCUCCUCCCCAUGAUUAAAACUGAUUUUUUAUAUAGUUUUUCUUUAGAGUAACCUCUGUUUCUUCCUCUACUGAUCAUCUCCGGUGUCAAUUCUUCAGGCAAUUUAUUUCUUCAUCAGCAUACAUAUCGACAACACCCAGAGAGAAGAUGAGAUGCAGGAGGACAUGCAGGUGACGGUGGCUUAAUUAGCCUCCUCUGCAUUCUUGUUACAGGAAUGGGGAAAAGGUCAUAUGAUGCCGGCAGAUUCAAGUUCUUGCAUGGCGACCUGGACAUCUGGAUCUUGGAAGCCAGAUCGCUUCCCAAUAUGGAUCUCAUGUCGGAGAGGAUGCGGAAAUGUUUCACCAUGUACGGAGCCUGCUCUGCGCCUCGCCGGCACUCGGAGAGCAACCACAGAGGAAUGAGCAAGAUGAUAACCAGCGACCCCUACGUCUCCGUCUGCGUCGCCGGAGCAACGAUAGCCCAGACCAGAGUGAUUCCCAACAGCGAAGACCCGAAAUGGGAAGAGCACUUCUGCGUGCCGGUCGCGCACCCCACCGACAAAAUUGAGUUCCAGGUGAAGGACAACGAUGUGUUCGGAGCCCAAAUGAUCGGCGUGGCGACGAUCCCCGUCGAGAGAAUCCUGUCAGGGGAGCCGCUUACUGGCUGGUUUCCUGUGAUCGAUCACAGCGGGGUGGCCACGAAGCCAUAUCCAGAUCUUCACCUGAGCCUGCAGUUCAAGAGCAUCGACGGCAACCCUUUGUACAGAGAUGGGAUCGGUGCAGGUCCAGAAUAUACCGGCGUGCCCAAUGCAUACUUCCCUCUCCAUAGACGGGGCCAAAUCACCCUUUACCAAGAUGCUCAUGUUCCGGACAACAUGCUUCCUGAGAUUGAAUUAGACAACGGCAAGUUCUUCGAGCACAGCAAGUGCUGGGAGGACACAUGCCAUGCGAUCGUGGAAGCUCAUCACUUCAUCUACAUAGUCGGAUGGUCAGUCUAUCACAGGGUGAAGCUGGUGAGGGAGCCAACGAGGCCGGUGCCGGCCAACGGCGGGGAGUUGACUCUCGGGGAGCUUUUGAAGUACAAGACACAGGAAGGGGUUCGCGUGGUGAUGCUGAUUUGGGACGACAAGACUUCGCACGACAAGUUUCUUCUGAAAACAGACGGUGUCAUGCACACGCACGAUGAAGAAACUCGCAAGUUCUUUAAGCAUUCAAGCGUGCAUUGUGUGUUGGCCCCUCGCUAUGCAAGCAACAAGCUAAGCAUUUUCAAGCAACAUGUCGUCGGAACUCUGUUCACGCAUCAUCAGAAAUGCGUUAUCAUGGACACCCAUGCCAAUGGAAACAACCGGAAAGUAACAGCUUUCAUCGGCGGACUUGAUCUAUGCGACGGUCGUUACGACACUCCUGAGCACAGGCUCUUCGCUGAUCUUGAUUCUGUUUUCCACAAAGAUAUCCACAACCCUACAUUUCAAGGCAAUAAUAACCAAGGGCCGAGGCAGCCGUGGCAUGAUUUACACUGUAAAGUCGAAGGCCCAGCGGCACAUGAUAUAUUGACGAAUUUUGAACAGAGGUGGAGAAAAGCUACGAAAUGGAGAGAUUUCAAGUUGAGAAAAGUGACACAUUGGAAUGAUGACGCCUUGAUUAAGAUCGAAAGGAUUUCAUGGAUUCUUUCUCCUUCUGCCUACCAGUCCGGUAGCCAAACUUCCACUGAAAAUGAUCCAGAGAAUUGGCACGUCCAGAUUUUCCGAUCAAUCGAUUCCGGGUCAGUGAAAGGCUUCCCAAAAGUGGUGCAGCAAGCAGAGGCAAUGAAUCUUGUCUGCGCGAAGAACUUGAAGAUAGACAAAAGCAUACACACUGCGUACGUCAAAGCAAUUCGAGCAGCACAGCACUUCAUCUACAUAGAGAACCAAUACUUCAUUGGCUCUUCCUACUUUUGGCCAUCCUACAAAAACGCAGGUGCUGACAAUUUGAUACCCAUGGAGCUGACCCUGAAAAUUGUGAGCAAAAUCAAGGCCAAAGAACGAUUUGCAGUCUAUGUGGUGGUGCCAAUGUGGCCCGAGGGAAUCCCCACCAGUGGCGCCGUGCAAGAAAUACUCUUCUGGCAGGGGCAAACAAUAUCGAUGAUGUACAAAGUCAUCGGAGAUGCCCUCAAAGAAGCUGGUCUCUCUGAAACCAAGCACCCUCAGGACUACUUAAACUUCUACUGUCUCGGCAAGUGCGAACCCCUUCUCCAACAAACGCAAUCAAGUAACACUAGUCAAGAAAACGCUCCUCAGCGUCUGUCUCAGAAAUUCCGUAGAUUCAUGAUUUAUGUUCAUUCAAAAGGAAUGAUCGUGGACGAUGAGGCCGUGAUCAUUGGAUCGGCAAACAUUAACCAAAGGUCCAUGGAGGGCUCCAGGGACACUGAGAUCGCAAUGGGUGCGUAUCAGCCACACUACAGUUGGGCCGCAAGGCAUGGCCAUCCUCGCGGACAGGUUUACGGGUACAGAAUGUCUCUUUGGGCGGAACACAUGGGCGUGGUGAGUGACUGCUUUCAGGAGCCGCAGAGCCUUGAGUGCGUCAGGCACGUCAACAGUCUUGCGCAGGAGAAUUGGAACUCUUACGCCGCGCCGGAGAUCAAGCGGAUGAAGGGGCACCUGCUGCAGUACCCGCUGGUGGUGGAGCCAGACGGGAGGGUCGGUCCCUUGCCCGGAUGCGAGAGCUUCCCCGACGUGGGCGGCAAGAUUCUGGGUGCCCAUUCCACUCUCCCUGAUGUGCUAACCACGUAGAAUUAAUGUGUAU